Molecule: messenger RNA, 3548 nt
Organism: Alexandromys fortis (reed vole)
Lineage: Eukaryota; Metazoa; Chordata; Mammalia; Rodentia; Cricetidae
Gene: Pth1r
Product: parathyroid hormone 1 receptor
Exons: 14
Coding region: 1792-3384 (530 amino acids)
Biological process (GO): cell surface receptor signaling pathway; adenylate cyclase-activating G protein-coupled receptor signaling pathway; intracellular calcium ion homeostasis
Cellular component (GO): plasma membrane
Molecular function (GO): G protein-coupled peptide receptor activity; peptide hormone binding; parathyroid hormone receptor activity
Source: RefSeq, a predicted model, not a curated record
CUUUCGCAAGUUUUGUUUGCACCCCGCGCUCAAAGCCGUGUGCAAGAAGUCAGAAAAUCACAUGGAUAGACUGAGGAUAGGAUUUAGAGCCCUCCUCCAGCUCUCGAGACCCCACAGAUACACAGCUGUAUGCACUAAUCGGACAGCUUUACCCGAAGUGGAAGUUGUUUGCCCAGGGAGGUGGGUGUGGUAUGGAGGUCUUCAGAAGCCUUUCCUCACAGUACACCUUGCAGAAGAUAUGUACUUUGGGGCGUCUGGAGAUUGAGCUGACCUUUGGGGGUACAGUGCAUGGUCUGAGAAUGGUGACCGAGAGAUAGAAUAGUAGAAGGCUAGAGAGAGAGAAAGGAUUAGGAUGAGAGAUCCGACCCCAGCAGGGACAGACUCAGAACAGCAAAGACCGAGAGCUGGAGACACUAAGGGAAAUCAUGACCCCCAUCUUGGGUUAGGGUCUGGGAGCCAUUUCUCAGAGAGAGGAGAUUUUCCAUCCUCUCCCAUCCCAUAUUCCUGAAUCAGCUUUUGUGCCUGACUUUAAGGUCUCGUUGCCCCUGUACCCCAACCCUGACCCAGGUCUAGAGAGACAAGGCAAGCAAUUUCCUUCAUGGGACAGAGCCUCGAAUCUGGGACUCCUCUGCUCAGUCUACAGCUUGUGUGACCUUGGACUGUCUGUCCCCACACCUCAGUUGCUCAUCUUUGAAAAGAGCAUGAGAGAAACGUUUGCCUAACAUCCUUGCAGUUUGAUGUUCUUCUGUGGUCCCCAGCAUUCUGUUACUAGGGUCCAUCCCGUCCAAUUCUAGUCCGGUAAUGGACUACCAAAGCCAAGGGCUGCCCCAGAAAGGAGCCUGCACACAGGGGAACAAGUUCGGGGGGUGCUCCAAGCAUGGGCAGCAGGACUAUUUGCCGAAAAAUCCUCAGUGACUUCUAUGUGGGUCCACAUACAUGUGCAUGGGGGUAGACCAGCGGAUGGGAAAGGUAUCCUGAUGUGUGCCGUUUGUCCAUCAACACAGGGUUUUGUGGGGAUCUGGGUCAGUCCGUGGGAUCGUGUGUAUUCGAGUCCAUAUGUGCCUGAAGCUGUGAAUCUGCACAUGACUCCAAGGGAAGCACAGUUGUACAUGCGUGUGUGCGUGCGUGUGGUCACCCUGUGAGUGUGUGUGUGCGCGCGCACAGGUCUAUUGUACCCUUGUUUGUAUUUAACAAAUGCUUCUGUGUUUUCUGUUUGCCAGUGCAUUGUUCUAAGCACUUUAUGCACGUCAGCUAGUUAAACUUCCCAACAACCCUUUGAGAAAGGUGUCUUCCCGAAUUUUUAUGAGCUUGCCCAGACCCACUGUGACCAUUGUCUAUCUUACGUCAACUCUGCCGACCUCUGUACCUCACUGCGUUGUGGUAUGGAGCCCCUAGGACCCCAGAAAGCUCUAUAGGGAAGCUGAAGUCUAUGCAGAGAAUUUUCCUGGUUUAGGAGGAUCCUACGCUGAAGGCGGGACAGAUGCCAGUGUGGCUGUGCAGGGACCUUGCUGGGGCAUGUGCGUGCGCUGGACCAUCUCCUGCUUCAGGUCUGAGGGGUUGUAGUCCAAGGGACAGGUUUGGCCGACCCACCCACCAUCCUGUGGGAUCCCUAGGCUCAUCUGGAGUCAGCAAACAACUGGCAGCCUGCCCAUUCUCUCUCCUGCGUCCAGAUGUGUACAGGUGGACGCCGACGAUGUCUUUACCAAAGAGGAACAGAUUUUCCUGCUGCACCGCGCCCAGGCCCAGUGUGACAAGCUGCUCAAGGAAGUCCUGCGCACGGCAGCCAACAUAAUGGAUUCAGAUAAGGGAUGGACACCAGCAUCCACAUUGGGGAAGCCCAGGAAAGAGAAGGCUUCAGGAAAGUUCUACACUGAAUCUAAAGAGAACAAGGAGGUGCCCACUGGUAGCAGGCGCCGAGGACGCCCCUGCCUGCCGGAGUGGGACAACAUCGUUUGCUGGCCACUAGGGGCACCAGGUGAAGUGGUGGCGGUGCCCUGUCCGGACUACAUUUAUGACUUCAAUCACAAAGGCCAUGCCUACAGACGCUGUGACCGCAAUGGCAGCUGGGAGGUGGUUCCCGGGCACAACCGAACAUGGGCCAACUACAGCGAGUGCCUCAAAUUCAUGACGAACGAGACUCGGGAACGGGAGGUGUUUGACCGCCUAGGCAUGAUCUACACCGUGGGAUACUCCAUGUCCCUCGCCUCCCUUACCGUGGCUGUGCUCAUCCUAGCCUAUUUCAGGCGGCUGCACUGCACGCGCAACUACAUCCACAUGCACAUGUUCCUGUCGUUUAUGCUGCGUGCCGCGAGCAUCUUUGUGAAGGACGCAGUGCUGUACUCUGGCUUCACGCUGGAUGAGGCCGAGCGCCUCACUGAGGAAGAGUUGCAUAUCAUCGCGCAGGUGCCGCCUCCGCCCGCCGCUGCUGCCGUUGGCUACGCUGGCUGCCGUGUGGCUGUGACCUUCUUCCUUUACUUCCUGGCCACCAACUACUACUGGAUUCUGGUGGAGGGGCUGUACUUGCACAGCCUCAUCUUCAUGGCCUUUUUCUCCGAGAAGAAGUACUUGUGGGGCUUCACCAUCUUUGGCUGGGGUCUUCCAGCUGUCUUCGUGGCUGUGUGGGUCGGUGUCAGAGCAACCUUGGCCAACACUGGGUGCUGGGACCUGAGCUCCGGGCACAAGAAGUGGAUCAUCCAGGUGCCCAUCCUGGCAUCUGUUGUGCUCAACUUCAUCCUCUUCAUCAACAUCAUCCGGGUGCUUGCCACUAAGCUUCGGGAGACCAAUGCAGGCCGAUGUGACACAAGGCAGCAGUACCGGAAGCUGCUCAGGUCCACGCUGGUCCUUGUGCCUCUCUUCGGUGUCCACUACACCGUCUUCAUGGCCUUGCCGUACACCGAGGUCUCAGGGACACUCUGGCAGAUCCAGAUGCACUAUGAGAUGCUCUUCAACUCCUUCCAGGGAUUUUUUGUCGCCAUCAUAUACUGUUUCUGCAAUGGUGAGGUACAAGCAGAAAUCAGGAAGUCUUGGAGCCGCUGGACACUGGCAUUGGACUUCAAGCGCAAAGCACGAAGUGGGAGUAGCAGCUAUAGCUAUGGCCCAAUGGUGUCUCACACAAGUGUGACCAAUGUAGGCCCCCGUGCAGGACUCAGCCUUCCCCUCAGCCCCCGCCUGCUGCCUGCCACCACCACCAAUGGCCACUCCCAGUUGCCUGGCCAUGCCAAGCCAGGGGCUCCAACUGUUGAGAAUGAAACCAUACCAAUUACUAUGGGGGUUCCCAAGGACGAUGGAUUCCUCAAUGGCUCCUGCUCAGGCCUGGAUGAGGAGGCCUCUGGGGCUACACGACCACCUCCAUUGCUGCAGGAAGAGUGGGAAACAGUCAUGUGACUGGGAACCAGGGACUGGACUCCUGGCGUGGACAAAUGGAUAGAUGGACCAAAAGGCCAAUGGUUGGCUGGUUGUCCAUUCAGGACUGGAUCAGGAAGAAAAACAAAAGGAAAAAAAAAAGAAAAAAAGAAAAAGGGAGCUGUGUGGCUUCCUGUGUUUCAUUC